Messenger RNA from Notothenia coriiceps (black rockcod), 1856 nucleotides. Its product is annotated as semaphorin-5A-like. The record is from RefSeq and is a predicted model, not a curated record. NCBI's taxonomy places the organism in Eukaryota, Metazoa, Chordata, Actinopteri, Perciformes, Nototheniidae. The transcript has 5 exons. The coding region runs from base 65 to 700 and encodes 211 amino acids.
CGGCAGUUGGUCGUGCUGGUCUUCGUGGUCAAAGUGCUCGGUGACGUGUGGUGGAGGGCACUACAUGAGGACUCGAACCUGCAGCAACCCCCCCCCUGAGUACGGAGGGGACAUCUGCCUGGGCCUGCACACUGAGGAGGCUCUGUGCCACACACAGUCCUGUCCAGAGAGCUGGUCCAAAUGGUCCGAGUGGUCCCACUGUGAGUCCAACGGGGCGCAGACGAGGGUCCGUCACUGCGACGUCCUGUUCCCCACCGGAAACCAGUGCUCAGGGAACAACAGUGAGACCCGGCCCUGCCCCCCCGACUCUAACUUAAUACCAGAAAUCUCGAUUGCACGCUCCAGUCAGGAGGAGAGGCGCUGUGGAGACUUCAACCUCUUCCACAUGAUCGCUGUGGGGCUGAGCAGCUCCGUACUGGGAUGUCUGGUCACUUUACUGGUUUACUCUUACUGUCAGCGCUACACCCAGCAGGCGCACGAAUCCACCAUCAUCCACCCCAUCUCAGCGGCUCCGCUCAACACCAGCAUCACCAACCACAUCAACAAACUGGACAAAUACGACUCGGUGGAAGCCAUCAAGGCCUUCAACAAAAACAAUCUGAUUCUGGAGGAAAGAAAUAAGUACUUUAACCCUCAGCUUGCCGGGAAGACCUAUACCAACGCAUACUUCACCGACCUUAACACCUACGAUGAUUAUUAAGCCGGAUUCGGCCCUUCAGACUCUCCCCCUGUCAUCCAUUUUAGUUUUUUGUGCUUUGUAUUGAGAUUUGUGACACCAUGUGCGGGACAUUCCCACUCUCAGACUCUACGGCAGCUGUAUAAUGAAAACAGACACACAGUGUUGCCACAGAGGGAAAUCCCACUUCCUCUCAGGUACACUCGGAAAACUACAUUUUUUGGGGACAAAUCUUGCCUUGACUCUCGCUGAGAAACUGGAUUUCCAAGAAAAAGGGAAGAAUACAAGCAAAGAGACUUCGGGGAAUGGGAUCCCCUUUUAACUUUCCUGUGACGCCUCUCAAACAGACCUGUAUUUGUAACGAUGGGAAAUAACCACAAACUGCUUUUGCAUGACUUCAUCUGACGUGUUUUUUCUGUUUCGUUUUUGCAUGGUUGAUUGCAUUCCUCAGUUAGAAGACUUGCAAGCAGUUUCUUAGCUGGUUUUGGAAGUCAUAACAACAAAGACUUUGGAGAUGUCUGAUGGCUUUUACCAUGUCCUGCUGCAGCAACCCAAAGGUCCUAAAAUCAGGAUGUAGAUAUUUGAAGUCUGUGGUCGAGUUUGUCCAUUUUCCUUUCUGUUUCAGGCUCUAGCGGCUCGCAGUAUUUGAUCAUUCAGUUUAUUUUGCCUUUUAAGCUUUUUAAGGUGCAUAUGUUUUGUACAGGAUGUUAAGUUUGAAGCCUAUGUCUGUAGUUUUUUUUAAUACAUUUACUCAAUGUCUCAAGUAAAGAAUAAAACAUGUCCUUUUAAAAAGAAAAAGCUUAUGUGCAUUCUGACAAAAGAAAUCAGGAGUUAUCAUAUCAGCCGGCAUCAAGCUCACCGUACUUUUUUAUAUUUUUUGUAAAAAAAAAGAAACAAUGUUUUUGAAUUUUGAUAGUGUUUCGCUAUUCCUUUGGCUUCUGAGUUAAAAAUGUAAUUUGUGAGAGCAGGAUGUUCAUAGCAUUUACUGUACAGACGGAGCGUAGCAAAUACUACUCUCCCAACCUAGAGUGCUACCCAUUGACUGUAAGAUGAAACUCAUUCAUCAAGUUUCUGUUUAACCGAAUAUGAGGUUAUUCAAUGGUUCAGUUGCAACUAACUAUUUUUACAUGUUUGCUUGUGUUACUGUGCAUAAAUUAAAGACUGCUUCGUACACAAAUGA